AUGGAGAAAUCAAAUAAACAUUCAUGUUGUUUAUGUGAAAAGAAUUUUCGUGAAAACGAAAGAAUACAUUCAUUGCAAAAUUAUCGAACAUUAUGCGACUUUGUAAUGGCAAAUAAAUUCAUUCAUCUUUACUUACAUCAUGCAUGUUAUAUGCAGUUAUAUAAUAAAAAAAGGAAUGCUGCUAGUGAAACGACACAUAAUCAAGAUGAUCAAAUGAUAAUGGAUAUCGAUUUACAAAAAAUUGAUGUAGGUACUCAAACAGAGUUCCUUACAGAUAGUACUAUGAAUCGAUUUGGAACAAUAACCAACUGCAAUAUUGUAUUUAAUACAAAUCCUUGUCAAGCAUUACCAACAACGGCCCCAAACUUUACUCGAUCAAUAUCAGACAGUUCGAUAGAACUACCUUUUUAUCGAUUGUCCACUCAACAUAAAACAUGUUCAAUAUGUGGGAAGAAUUUUUCUUCUAAAAAAAUUUCUUGCCAAGAAAUUAAUCAGAGCAUACGUAUACAAUAUUUGCUUGAUCAUAAUAUUUAUAUUCCAAUCAGCAAUAGAUGUUGUUCGAGUCAUAAUUUUGAUAAGGCAAUAGAUAUACGAUCAGUUGAACAAAUAAAAAGGAAUAAGCUAAAUUAUUGUAUGAUCAAAAGGGAUGAAUUGAUUACUAUUUUAAAUGAAAUGAAAGAAGAAUUAAAAAAUAAAGAUUGUAAAAUUCAUGAAUCGAACCAAAAUCCACCAUUAAAUUUUGAUGAUGACGAAGCACCAAUGUCAGAUUCGAAUUAUCAUGUAUUAACUGGGCUCACUCGUGAGCAAUUCAACGAUCUUUGUUCUGAAAUACCACCUUCAGCCUUAAGAGAUACUGAUAUUAGAACACCAAGGACAGCUAUUGCUUGUCUUCUAGUUAAAUUAAGACUUGGUUUAAGUCAUCAAGCAUUGUGUACUUUAUUUUCUGUUGAAGAUAAACGUAAAAUGACCAGAAUUCUUGACAGUGCUUGUACUGCUAUCAAAAAAUACUUUGUUCCGAAACAUUUAGGAUUCGAUCACAUUGAGAGACAAAAGGUGAUUGAUGAUCACACUCGACCACUUGCAAAAAUUCUUUUAGGUGAUAAUGAUCCUAGCAAGGCUAUAAUAAUCCUUGACGGAACAUAUUGUUAUAUUCAAAAGUCGGCUAAUAAUUUACUACAGCGUCGAACGUACUCACUUCACAAAGGAAAACCAUUAGUUAAGCCGAUGAUGAUCGUGUCGAGCGAUGGUUACAUCAUAUCAGUAAUGGGACCCUUUUUGGCAGAUGGACGUAAUAAUGACGCUGAAAUUACUAAAAGUAUGAUGUAUAAUAAUAAGCAGGGGUUUACCGAUUGGCUACGUCCAGGAGAUCUUGUUAUUGUAGAUAGAGGAUUUCGCGAUUGUAUACCGGAUUUGGAAAAAUUCUGUUACAAGACCAAAAUGCCUUGUUUUCUCAACAAAGAUCAAUCCCAGUUUACUACAAGUCAGGCAAAUGAAACACGACUCAUCACCAAAAUAUGUUGGGUGAUAGAAUCAGCGAAUGGGCGCGUCAAGCAAUGGCAAUUUUUCAAUAAAAUCAUUCCAAAUAGUAUGAUUGAGAAAAUAGGCGAUUACUUUGAGAUUGUCUGUGCAAUGAUCAAUUGUUAUCGUCCUACUUUUAUACAAGAUACUAGUCAUGACAAUGAAAUUGCUGAAAAAAUGCUAAAGCUUGCUCGUGAAACAAAUAAAAUCAAAGAUUACGUCGAAAGCAUGAAAAAUAAACCUGCGAAAAAGUUGAAAUGGAUUGCCAUGGACGCUGCUGAUGCUAUUUCUGAUUUUCCAAAAAUGAGUUUCAAAAAUUUACAAGAGUUGACACUCGGAAUAUAUCAGCUUAAGCAGGCUCGUUCUUAUACUACCGAACAUGUUUCUCCGAAUGGAGCAUUCGUGGUUAAAGUUGGAAAUGAACGCCCUGAUCUCAUUCGAGCGCAGGUUCAGUCGAGGCAUAAAAAUUCAACGAAGUAUGACGUGUAUGUGCAAUAUAACAAGAAAAACAUUUCGGGUUGGUAUUGCACGUGCCCGAACGGCUCUAGGGUGGUAGGCUGUUGUGCACAUAUUGCGUCAAUAAUUUAUUAUUUGGCAUAUGCAACACAUGAUCCAAAACACUUACAACAGAGAGCAUUCGAUUAUUAUAAUAGUAUAACAGAUGCUCAAGAUUACUCAGAAUUAUCAGAUACUGAGUCAGAAAAUAGUGAUGAUGAUUCUAAUAUACUUUAUUCAUUGGCUUGA
Messenger RNA from Rotaria sp. Silwood2, 2262 nucleotides. NCBI's taxonomy places the organism in Eukaryota, Metazoa, Rotifera, Eurotatoria, Philodinida, Philodinidae. The record is from the annotation of a GenBank genome assembly.